Harmonia axyridis is the source of this 405-nucleotide messenger RNA. Its product is annotated as 10 kDa heat shock protein, mitochondrial-like. Gene Ontology annotation, cellular component: mitochondrial matrix. The record is from RefSeq and is a predicted model, not a curated record. The transcript has a single exon. Lineage: Eukaryota; Metazoa; Arthropoda; Insecta; Coleoptera; Coccinellidae. Gene Ontology annotation, molecular function: protein folding chaperone; ATP binding; metal ion binding. Bases 51 to 359 code for a protein of 102 amino acids.
GUCUAAAUCUAUAACGUCAUGUCAAAUAGAUUGUCAGUCAUUAAUCUAAAAUGUCUCAGACACUAGCAAAACUUUACCCUCUAGCAAAUAGGGUAGUUAUAAAAAGGGCAGAAAGUGCAGCACGUUCACAAGGGGGCAUAGUGUUGCCAGAAAAUGUCAAGUCGAAAUUGUUAAGGGGCACAGUGGUUGCUGUUGGGCCCGGACACGUCAAUAACGAAGGAGAAAGGAUCCCUCUUUCGGUUCAAGUAGGUGACAAUGUCAUCCUGCCUGAUUACGGUGGAACAAAACUGGAGAUUGGGGAACAAAAGGACCUGUAUGUGUUCAGGGAGCCUGACAUUCUCGCGAAGAUAACUGAGUGAUUUGAAUAUUGUGACUUCAGUCAAAUAAAUUACUUUUUCAACUAUG